This is a messenger RNA of Diaporthe amygdali, 3123 nucleotides long. RefSeq lists its product as uncharacterized. The record is from RefSeq and is a predicted model, not a curated record. Gene Ontology annotation, molecular function: phosphopantetheine binding. Gene Ontology annotation, biological process: amino acid activation for nonribosomal peptide biosynthetic process; secondary metabolite biosynthetic process. Bases 1 to 3123 code for a protein of 1040 amino acids. Gene Ontology annotation, cellular component: cytoplasm. The transcript has a single exon. NCBI's taxonomy places the organism in Eukaryota, Fungi, Ascomycota, Sordariomycetes, Diaporthales, Diaporthaceae.
AUGGCCAGUCCUAGUGACCUGGCCCAGAUCUGGCAGUGGAAUGAGCUGGUGCCAGCACGUGUGGAUCAAUGUGUCCAUGUCAUCAUUCAAGAGCGCAUAGACGCACAGCCGGAUGCACCCGCAAUUAGUGCCUGGGAUGGUGCACUGACAUAUGCUGAGCUCGGCCGGCUUGCCACGAAUUUGGCCAGUCGGCUGGUUGGUCUAGGAAUUGGCCCUGAUACUGCUUCGAUCGUACCGUUAUGCUUCGAAAAAUCCAUGUGGACAGCGGUCGCUAUGCUCGGCGUGCUCAAAGCUGGUGCAGGCUUCGUGUUGAUUGACCCUCACCAGCCAGAACACCGUCUUCGGAGCAUAGUCAAGCAGGUGGGGGCAAAUCUAAUUGUCUCUUCACUCACACAGAGCGAUUUGAGCUCACGGCUGACUCCAAAGUCGAUCAUUCUAUCCUCACAAUUGUUCGACAGUUCCCACAAUCAGAUAGAUUCAUCCAUGUUGAUUCCAGACUCUUCUUCUGUCGUUUAUAUUGCUUUCACUUCAGGAAGCACUGGGGAGCCAAAGGGAGCACUCAUAUCGCAUCGAAAUCUCGCUUCGGCUCUCCAUCAUCAGCAUCAACGGAUGGGAUUCACAGCCACGACGAGGUUUUACGACUUUUCCUCGUAUAGCUUCGAUGCCUCUAUCGGAAUCUUUUUUACAACUCUGGUGGCUGGUGGCUGUAUCUGUGUCCCCAGUGAAAACGAUCGACGCGAUAAUUUGAUUCAGAGCAUCGUAUCCUUGAAUGCGAAUACAGUUGAUUUAACUCCUUCCGUUGCGGCACUCCUAUCACCACAUCUGGUACCUUCUCUGGAGACUGUUAUUCUUGGGGGCGAGGCCUUACAAGUACGAGAUGUGAGCCGAUGGUGGGAUUCAGUAAGAGUUAUGAGCUUCUAUGGGCCAUGCGAAUGUACACCGACGAGCACAAUCAACUACGACGCCAAGACGCCCGAGGACGCAGUGCACUUGGGAAAAGGAGCUGGUCUUGUAACUUGGCUCGUGGAUCCGGAGAAUCACCAAUCACUAGUCCCGCUUGGCGCUGUGGGCGAGCUACUUCUCGAGGGGCCGCUUGUUGGUCUCGGAUAUCUUCACGAUUCAGAACGAACAGCGGCAUCAUUCAUCGCGGAUCCCGUCUGGCUACUUGCCGGUGCAGUCGGUCGGCCAGGAAGACAUGGACGUCUCUACAAAACUGGGGAUUUGGUACGGUAUCGCGAGGAUGGCAGCUUGAUCUUUGCCGGCCGCAAGGAUACUCAAAUCAAGAUACGGGGCCAGCGGAUCGAGCUUGGUGAAAUAGAACAUGUCCUGCGCGGACACGCCGGCGUGGAUGAUGCUAUUGCGGUGGUGCAUAGAGACGAAGAUAAUGAGAGUGAGUGGAUUACUGCAUUCAUCACUGUUCACGACAAUGGAGCUGCAUUUCAGGCGUCGUUUCCGCUGGAACAGUGGGAAAGACGACUCACAGGCGAAUCAACAUCUAUCCAUUGCGGCCAUUGCGAAACACCUAGAAGAACCUUCACGAGCUGGGAGAGCAUGUAUGACGUCAGCGAAAGAGAUGCGAAGCAAGUAACUGGAUGGCUGGCUGGUAUGAUCGAUCCAAUGGCCAAUAAUUGGGAUGCUAGCCGCCUUCCUGAGAGAUGGACUCGCUCUGAGUUUGUCCUCUUUAGCCUGCCCACAGCGGCAUCCACUAAUACCACAGACCAUACACCACACGAGGGCGCAGUCAAUUUCAUCAAAAAAAUCAUCGAUUCAACGCCUGCCGUGGAAAAGACUGCCACAGUAUUCAAGGCAGCUCCAUCAGACCUAGGACCACAAUGCCUCGCGAUAUCUUCAGGUCUUGUUGUUCUGAACUCCAUCAUUCACUUCUUUCCAAGCCAGGCCUAUCUUCUCAACGUUGUCAGGGAAGCUCUGAAGCUAGAAGGUGUCAAGACAAUCGUGUUCGGACAUGUACACUCGAACGUCCUAUAUCGAGAGUCGCUUGUUGAAGGGGCAAUCCGACUUUUCGGCGAAACUAUUAGCCACGACAAUAUCCGAAGCAUAGCCGAGAUCAAGCUAGAUGGUUCUAUGCUCCUCGUCAACCCAGCGUUUUUUACCAGCCUACUCGACAGGUUCCCGGGAGAGAUUUCCCACGUCGAGAUAAUACCCAACGAGACUGACGCCGGGAAUAGAUUAGGACCUUUACGUUACACCGCUGUUAUUCAUGUCCGUUCCGAAGACACGCAGCUUCACAUUCGACAGGUUAACCCGGUCGAAUGGGUCGACUUCGAAGAACAAGGGUUUGAUCGUCAAUCACUAUUGACCCUUUUGAGAAUGGCUUCAGAAAGCGCAAUUAUACCUGUCACCAAUAUUCCGUACAGCAGGUCGGUGCGUGGACAACGCUUUCUCCAGCUGCUUGAAGGUGGAGGUGAGGAAGCCACCAAUCCAAGGGGCUGGAUGUCACACGACCGUAUUGCUGAACACAAGAGUUCACUGUCUGUUCAUGAUUUGGUGGACUUAGCAAGGCAUGCAGGUCGCCGAGUGGAAGUUAGUUGGACGCUGCAGUCAUUACAGCGUGGAGCCUUGACUGCCGUCUUCUACCAUGAUCCUCCGACUGACGACAAAACAAGAGUUAUGUUUCAAUUUCCGCCAGAAGUUGACCGAACAACCUCUCUUGACAUGUUUUGCAGCCAGCCAAUGCAACAAAACAUGAACGACAAGGCUGAAAACGAACUACUUGAGCUACUUCGGACGAGGCUCUCCUCUUAUAUGGUUCCUCGUGUGAUCAAGGUCCUGGACAGAAUGCCGCUCAACAAUAACUGCAAAAUCGAUCGCAGAGCACUUGAGAAACAAAUACAAAGGAGUAUGAGACAAGGCAUGCCUAUCUCGGAAGACAAGAUGCUAUCGGAGCACGAGGGCCAAGUACGCCAGAUUUGGGGAGAUGCUCUUCGUAUUGAGCCCAGAACGAUCGGGCCAAACGAUCGGUUCUUUGACAUUGGCGGAGAUUCGAUUUCAGCUAUGAAGGUAGUACUAGAAGCUCGAAAAUACGGUCUUGCAAUCACUGUACGGGAUGUAUUUUUUCUGGAAGUACACGAGAUGGCAGAACGGAUAUCGUCCCUGUCACCGUAG